AUGUCUGGAUCUGAAGCUGUAGCAAAACCAGGAAUUACAGUCCUAGCCUCUAAGAUUUCCAAAGAAUAUGUGGACGAAAUCACUAAAAAGGUGGAAGCUCUAAAAAGUAUACGGCCUGAAGGCCCUCUGCUUGUAGGAUUUCUCGCCAAUGGUGAUCCUGCUGCUGAGAUGUAUGCCUCGUGGACUAAGAAGACUAGUGAGUCAAUGGGGUUUCGUUAUGAAUUGAGGAGAGUGGACGAGAAAGAUUUCUUGGAAGAGGCUAUCAUCGAGGCUAACAGAGACGAUGCCGUUGAUGGUAUUAUGGUUUACUAUCCAAUUUUCGGUAAUGCACAAGAUCAGUAUCUACAGCAGGUUGUGGCUAGGGAGAAAGAUGUAGAAGGGUUGAACCACGUUUAUUAUCAAAACAUGUACCACAAUAUUAGAUAUUUGGACAACGAAAAGCAAUUAAAGUCUAUCUUGCCCUGCACACCGUUAGCCAUUGUUAAAAUUCUCGAGUAUUUGAAGAUCUAUAACACUUUGUUGCCAGAGGGGAACAGACUUUAUGGUAAGAAAGUUGUUAUAGUGAACAGAUCAGAAAUUGUCGGCAGACCAUUAGCUGCACUAUUAGCUAACGAUGGUGCUAUCGUAUUUUCAGUCGACGUGAAUAACGUACAAAAGUUUACUCGUGGUGAAAGUUUGAAAUUUAUAAAACAUCACGUUGAAGACUUGGGUCCAUAUUCGGAAGAUCUCCUGAAACAGUGCUGCGCAGACGCUGACGUUAUUAUCACCGGUGUACCAUCGCCAAAAUACAAAUUUCCUACUGAGUAUGUCAGAGAUGGGACAGUUUGCAUAAAUUUCUCUUCGGAAAAGAACUUUGAUGACAGUAUUAAAACCAAGGCAUCAUUAUACGUUCCAAUGACUGGUAAGGUUACCAUUUCCAUGUUAUUGAGAAAUAUGUUGAGACUAAUUGAAAAUGCUGAAAAGGUAAAGGCAAAGAAUUAG
Molecule: messenger RNA, 981 nt
Organism: Torulaspora delbrueckii
Lineage: Eukaryota; Fungi; Ascomycota; Saccharomycetes; Saccharomycetales; Saccharomycetaceae
Gene: MTD1
Product: methylenetetrahydrofolate dehydrogenase (NAD(+))
Exons: 1
Coding region: 1-981 (326 amino acids)
Biological process (GO): purine nucleobase biosynthetic process
Cellular component (GO): cytosol
Molecular function (GO): methylenetetrahydrofolate dehydrogenase (NAD+) activity; methylenetetrahydrofolate dehydrogenase (NADP+) activity
Source: RefSeq, a predicted model, not a curated record